AUGGGCCUCUUCCAUGAGCCCCUCUCUGCGGAGGGGAUGGCGGAGAUCAUUAGCCUUCAAAAGAUGGCAGAUCGAGUGCCGUGCGAGUCAUUUGUAAAUAUAGCGUCGCAACCUGGCUACUCGCCAGAGCUUGCGCCGACGUAUUUUCCCCCCGGCACGGGCCGGAGUCGGGUACUACAGUUCUAUACACAGCUGCUUGCGCCGAACAAGCCGCGCAAUCUUUCGCACUUGCGCCGGUUUGAACUGGAUUUCUACGUGCCAGACGCGACGUUGCGCCUGAAUUUAUGGAGCGACGUGACAAAGCGAUCACAGAAAAUUGGUGCGUCGGGAGGAAUGCUUAUCCUAGAUAUUGUAUCGCCCCUCACCAUCUACUUUAGCGACGGGAUGUAUGGUAAAAUGGAACGCUCGAUUCGCGCGCACCUUGGCGAUAUGAAGGAGUACAUGGUUGAUCCUCACCAAAUGCCGCCCAGCCCUUCCGUGUCAUUCCAAUCCAAAAUGCCGGACCCCGUCACUCCGCGCUACACGACCCAUGUCGUGGAGUCCCAACGUAUGCUGCAGAUUACCGCGUUUGAAAACGGAUGGCAGUGCCAGCGUGUUGGCAUGUUCCGGUGCUUACUCACGCCGUAUACGCGCGUCGAGUAUGCGCCGGCGCCGCCGGGCAUGGAGGGCAACGAGGAUGGCAAUAUUCCGCAACUAGUAACGCAACUGCGCUUGCAGUACAUGUGCUUUACGACGCUUGCCCAGUCACUGUUUGUGCCGAUGCCAUGGCGGCGCUUCAACUUGGGCGCUGUCGAUAUCCCCAAGGACGUGAUCGAGGAGAUUAUUGCAUACGGCUUUAAGCGCGAGGCGAAACGCAAACGCGCAGAAAAGCGCGCGGAUAAAGGCGCUUUAGUAGAAAAGCGCGUCCGCACGGACCAGACCCAGCAGGAGUCGGGGACACCGCAGGAGCCACUUGAAGCGCCAGAGCUUUUGGCGAAAAAGGAGUCUGAGGACGAAGAGGACUUGCCAAUAUUGGACCAGUGCUUUCGUAUGAACUCGCACAGUAACGAGCGCUUGGCAAUAAAUGAAUGGGGCAUGCCAAACUCGCUUAUGUAUGUCAUGCACCUGCUUGACAGCAUGUCCCAGAUGUCGGAGCUGAUUGACGUGCAUUGCGAGACGGGCGUGCCGCCACUGCAAAUCUUGCACAACUUUGACAACGAACGCCAGCACGAGCUGCGUGCAUCCUCCUCGCGAGAUCCAUUUGUGGCCCCCGACUUGACUGCCCCGCUCACAAGCCAAACCCUAUUUGGCGUGUCCAAGAAACAAUCGUAG
Messenger RNA from Malassezia vespertilionis, 1311 nucleotides. RefSeq lists its product as uncharacterized. Lineage: Eukaryota; Fungi; Basidiomycota; Malasseziomycetes; Malasseziales; Malasseziaceae. The transcript has 3 exons. The record is from RefSeq and is a predicted model, not a curated record. The coding region runs from base 1 to 1311 and encodes 436 amino acids.